Brugia malayi is the source of this 1173-nucleotide messenger RNA. Its product is annotated as Fasciclin domain containing protein. The transcript has 10 exons. The record is from RefSeq and is a predicted model, not a curated record. Lineage: Eukaryota; Metazoa; Nematoda; Chromadorea; Rhabditida; Onchocercidae. Bases 1 to 1173 code for a protein of 390 amino acids.
AUGGGACGAGCUUUACUGAAAAAUAAUCAGCAAAGCAAACAUCGGACUUCAACAUUGCGAAAAAUAAACGAUGGCGGAAUAUCUAAAGAACUUACAGCUGCCGAGAAACGGAAAAGGAUGAUUGAAGCUGGCACGAAAUAUGCGGCGCAGAAUCGGAAAAUCAAGACAGACUAUUCGACAGGAGCUCAUUUUAUGAAACUUAGCAUCAAGACAGUCCCAGGGUCAAGUAUUAAAAUUGGAUCACGCAAGAAUUCCUUAGCGUCUUUGAAAUUACAACGCAUUUCGUCAAGAAACAAACAAAUAGCUGAAACAUCUAGCAGUCAGAAAGCGAUUUGCAAAGACAUCCUUAAUCAUUCAGAUGCAAAAUGCGAAUCAAAGUCAUGUUUUGCAAAAGCGCCUCUGAAACCAAUCAAUGAAAUAUUUGAGCGUGAUGAUGCCGCACUGACAAGUAUUUUAAACAGAUGUCCUCAGAAUUCAAUUUCUGGAAGAGCUUCCAUCUUUCGUAGCCGUGAACGGCCAUCAUUAUUUCCUAAUGGAAUAAAUCCUUUGGACACGGCUGCCAUGAAAUUUGCUAAACCUUUGCCAUUGACUGCGUUAACUGCUCGCUCAUUGUCUAUGGAACCGAUCAUUUCGACAAAAGUUGAUUCGACGUCUAUUUUAGUUACACCGUCUUCAUCUGUUAUGAUGUCAAAAAGAACACCAGGAAAAACCGUUAGGUUUGAUGAAAGCGUUGAUUUCCGAAGUCCGAAAAUUGAUGUUUUCCCAGAAACUAGUGCUCCUAAAAUUGAUAAACCAUCUUCUUUGGAAACUACAGAUGAAAUGAUUUUGGAUUUAAGAGUGAAGUUCGAUAUCGUACUAGAAAAGCUGAGGAAUUUGCCAACACAUGUUUUUACCAACUUGGAAAAAGCAGUGCGUCAAAUUGCUUCUGAGAAAUCAAGAAAUGCUGAAAAAACAUGUAAUGGAUAUCCAUCCAACUCAACGUUGAAUUUAACAACAGAGUCGUCCUCAGAAUCUCAAGUGAAAGAAGUUUUGCCCAGUUCGUUAUCAAUGGAUUGCAUCGCCUCACGAACUAGACGAAAAAUAUCUCAAGUGUAUAUUAACCAGCAACAAGAAGUUAAGGGAGAUGAACCAACGCUUUCCGACAAAGUGCAAUCAGAUGAAUCAACAUUCUGA